AGGCCCUCCUUUGGUUCAUCUGCAGGUAUCAAAAAUGUGAGUUCAUUUUAAGAACGUCGAUUUGAUAUUUUCUUUUGAAUACAAACAUGUCACUUCUACAUUCUUGUCACCAUUAGCAUCUAUGAGGAAGAAGCGGAAGAACAAGCGGGUUCGUCCCCGCGGCAAAUUGGGACCGCGAUCCGGGAGAUCGCGCUCGAAAAAUUAUGAUGCGCCCCGGCGGCUUGGUGAGGUUUGUACAACCAUGUUGUUGAACAAGAACGGCGGUAGGUGUGCUGCUGCACCUCGUUCACUACGACCUUCACUCGCAGUUACACGACUUCUACAUGGAAGAUUUCUAUCAAUUUUCCUCCUCCUGCUUCUCCACCCCGCCGCACAUGUCGUCGUUCAUGCGGUGUCGCUGGUGCGGAGAACUACAGCGGCUAGUAGUACACACGAAAGUAGUAAAAAUGUGGAGCCACCAGCGAGUAGUACAACAGCUGCACCUACUUUGGCGCUCGAAGAGGAAGAAGACUACAUCGAAGAUGAUUUUCACCCGAGUAGACGAGGACACACAAGGAAGACGUGGGACGCUGGGACACUACCCAGUCCCACGACUGGAUCCGAGACGCGUUGUUCGGGAUGGAUGCACGACAAAACUUUUUCGUGCCAAGGAACAUCGUGGUCGAGAGUGUGGAAAACCCGAACGCGGUGGAGGUGAGUUGUUGCUGAGGAGGUUCUUGAGGCUUUCAUCCGAAUGUUGACCGUAAAGGAAUAAACACCCCCCCGAACAAACUGACUAGCAGUAACAUUUACAAUAAGGAAACGGGUCUCGUCGCUCAAGAAGCUGCACACAGUCUCCGGCCACAAGAAGGCACGUCUACAAGAAAGUUCACCGACGGAGGUCACCGCAUCGGUGGAAAUAUAUUUCCUUUACUAUAUUAUUCGCAGGACUUACAAAAACUUCGGUUGUACAAGGACAGUUCGCCGAGAAGAUUUGCCUUGCUCACCGUUCGGCUUGUCAG
This is a messenger RNA of Amoebophrya sp. A120, 1001 nucleotides long. NCBI's taxonomy places the organism in Eukaryota, Dinophyceae, Syndiniales, Amoebophryaceae. The record is from the annotation of a GenBank genome assembly.